Molecule: messenger RNA, 666 nt
Organism: Euleptes europaea (tarantolino)
Lineage: Eukaryota; Metazoa; Chordata; Lepidosauria; Squamata; Sphaerodactylidae
Gene: EPDR1
Product: ependymin related 1
Exons: 3
Coding region: 1-654 (217 amino acids)
Biological process (GO): cell-matrix adhesion
Cellular component (GO): lysosome; extracellular region
Molecular function (GO): calcium ion binding
Source: RefSeq, a predicted model, not a curated record
AUGGCCCAAGGCGCCGCCGCCGCCCCUCCGCCCCGGCUCCUGCCCCUGCUGCUGCUGCUGCUGUGGAGCGGGGCGGUGGGCCCGAGCGCGCCGCCCCCGCCCGCCCCUUGCCAGGCCCCGGCGCAGUGGGAGGGCCGCACGGUGCGCUACGACCACCGCACCGGCAAAAACACCCGCGCCCUGCUGGCCUACGACGGGCCCGGGCGGCGCCUGCGGGUGCUGGAGGAGAGGAAGGGGCUCAUCCCUUGCAAGAAAUUUUUUGAAUACAUAUACCUAUAUAAAGAUGCAGUGAUGUUUCAGAUUGAGCAGGUCACAAAGCUGUGCUCCAAGAUGAGUUUGACUGAGCCGUGGGAUCCUUAUGAUAUUCCAGACAAUUCAACCUAUGAAGAUCAGUACUAUAUCGGGGGACCUUCGGAUCAAAUUAUGGUACAGGAAUGGUCUGAUAGAAAACCAGCUAGGAAAUUUGAAACCUGGGUUGGAGUUUAUACAAUGAAGGACUGUUACCCGGUUCAGGAAACCUACACCAAGAACUACAGCAUGACAGCCUCCACCCGCUUCUUUGAUCUAAAGCUGGGGAUAAGCGACCCGUCCGUAUUCACUCCUCCCAGCACCUGCCAAACAGCUCUGCCAAAAAUGAUGAGUGACGAAUGUUGAUGGUGGAUGUUG